CGUCUCCAGAGUGAUACGUGUGCCGCAGUGACAUUGAUAUUCGUGCGAUCGUAACGACGCGUGCAGUCAACGCAUUACUCUCGUUGCUUCACUGACAGUUCCGCUUAAACAGAUAGCCGGUGUCGAAUUUUUUAAACUAUUUUUUUAACAUUAAAAGAAAUGGAUCGGAUUUACGUGUCUUUAAUUAAAGUGCUUGAACAGGUGCAACCCGCGAGCGGCAGAUAGUGUUGCGGUGAGACCGCCAGUGAACUCAGUGACUGUGUGAACGUUGACGCGGUUGAACGCCGCCGUAGGGAUUUGUAGCCAGUAGCCGCUCUGUGCGGCUGAGCAUGACGAUGGACCAGCAGACAGGCCUCAUGUCCCUCAACAUGUCCCCUUUUGAUUUGAGUCCCGGCCCGGAGGGUUCGGGCUCGGGCAGCGGGCCAUCGGGAGCCUCCCAACAAUAUGUGCCCCAAGGUGCAGCUUACCAGUGCACAUCAGAUCAUCAGCCCUUUGGCUACGCAAAUCUGGAUGCAUCAUAUCUCUUCCCAACAGGUACUGGUGGCGAGCCCGGUGGAUACCUACCUGCUGCCGGAACCGUUUGUGAUCAAACCGACACUAAGGAUGUAAUAGAAGAGUUAUGUCCUGUUUGCGGGGACAAAGUGAGCGGAUAUCACUAUGGGCUCCUCACUUGCGAGUCCUGCAAGGGAUUCUUCAAGAGGACCGUUCAGAACAAGAAAGUGUACACGUGCGUAGCAGAACGUGCUUGUCACAUUGACAAAACACAGAGGAAGCGGUGUCCCUUUUGCCGCUUUCAAAAGUGUCUGGAUGUUGGCAUGAAACUAGAAGCUGUUCGAGCUGACCGAAUGCGAGGGGGACGCAACAAAUUCGGACCCAUGUACAAACGGGACCGAGCCCGCAAAUUACAGAUGAUGAGGCAGAGACAAAUAGCGGUGCAGACCCUCCGCGGCUCCCUCGGGGACGGCGGGCUCGUGCUCGGCUUCAGCUCCCCCUACGCCUCUGUGCCCGUCAAACAGGAGAUACAGAUCCCCCAGGUGUCGUCACUGACAUCGUCGCCGGAGUCGUCGCCGGGGCCCGCGCUGCUGGCCGCCCAGCCGCAGCCGCAGCAGCCGCCGCCCCCGCCCGCGCACGACAAGUGGGAGACCCACUCCCCACACUCCGCGUCCCCCGACGCCUUCGCCUUCGACGCCCCCGCCACGGCCGCCGCCACGCCCUCCAGCACGGCCGAGCCCACCAGCACCGAAACCCUCCGAGUCUCGCCGAUGAUACGAGAAUUCGUGCAAACCAUCGACGACCGAGAGUGGCAAAACUCCCUAUUCGGACUCCUCCAGAGCCAAACCUACAACCAGUGUGAAGUCGAUCUCUUCGAGUUAAUGUGCAAAGUGCUAGACCAAAAUUUGUUUUCACAGGUCGAUUGGGCGCGAAACACAGUGUUCUUUAAGUACCUGAAGGUCGAUGAUCAAAUGAAGCUCCUGCAGAACUCGUGGUCGGAUAUGCUGGUGUUGGACCACCUCCACCAGCGAAUGCACAACGGCCUCCCGGACGAGACCACCCUUCACAACGGCCAGAAGUUCGACCUUCUCUGCCUAGGCCUGCUCGGCGUCUCCCUCCUCGCCGACCACUUCAACGAGCUCCAGAACAAACUCGCGGAGCUCAAGUUCGACGUCUCCGAUUACAUUUGCGUGAAAUUCCUCCUACUACUAAACCCCGACGUGCGAGGAAUCGUGAACGUGAAGUGCGUCCGCGACGGCUACGAGACGGUGCAGGCUGCGCUGCUGGACUACACGCUCACCUGCUAUCCUACCAUCCAGGAUAAGUUCGGGAAGCUGGUGAUGAUAGUGCCGGAGAUCCACGCGCUGGCGUCACGGGGUGAGGAACACCUCUACCAGCGGCACUGCGCGGGGCAGGCGCCGACGCAGACCCUGCUCAUGGAGAUGCUGCAUGCUAAACGCAAGCCCAAUGGCGCCGAAAUGGUAAACCGGAAUGCAGAGCACACAUCAACUCUAGACAGAUUGUGCGGUUUCCUGCCGAACGACACGAUUGAGCCGCAUUCGCCCAUCUAGAAUCCUGAAAUACCAGUGAAGAUAGCGAGUUAAUAGAAGAUGCGCCAAGCGCAGGAAGCACAUCGGAUUAGAAUAUUACAAAUCAUUAAUUAUUAUUUAGUUUUAGUUUUAACAUGGUGUGUGAUUAUACAUGAAAUAAGUUAUUGCGCCGCGCGCGCCUAGUCCCAAUACAGAUAAUUAUCUGCCUAAUCUCUUAAAACAUAAAAAAUAUUUAACACCUCCUCAAAUAGCUCUACGGUUAAUUUAUUGAGCAGUGUAUGUCGUUACAAGUUGUACCUAUCUUAUACAUGUACGGAUCCGAAGCGGGGCAGUAAAAUGUUACAGUACAUAUUUUAGGAAAGCGUCUGUGAUUUUAAACGAAGAAAUUUGAUGAUCAGUUUUAAUGUAAGUGGAGAUGAUCAUGUGUAUGUAUAUGUUAGUUUUAGAUGUAAGUGCGCGUAGUACCGAGUCGAGGCUCGCAUUGUUUCACUACUUGCAGUACACGGUUUAAUACUUUCGAGACUUAAGCACUUUACUUUAGAAGUAAGAGCUGUCUUCACUAUAGUAGGAGUCCGCGGCAGUUAGACGCGGCUGAACUUUAUUGGCUGGAAAUGUUAAGAUUUUAUUGAAAGUUGAUAUUUAAAAUUAAAAUUUCUCUAUAUAUGUAUCAUUAUAUGCUAAGUAAAAAUAUUCGUAAUGAAAUCGUGUUUAAAAUUUUACAGUUGUUCCAUAAAGAUGUUUAUCUGAAUGUUGUAAUUCUAUAUUAAUUUUAUCGGCCGUACCAGUACAAAUGGAUAGUGUUUGUAAAUAUUAUAAUAGCGUUUAACAGUGAUUUAUGCUACUUAUAUAUUGUAAUUAUGUAAAAAAUUAUCUCAAAUACGUGCAAAAGAGAGCCUUAAAAAUCAUAGAUUUUUAAAUAACCUUUGGGUACUAGCGUCUUUGGGUCUGUGACCGAAAAUGACAAUGUAUUUUUAUAAAUCAUAUUGUUCUUUAUUAACAUAUAAAAUAUGUUAUUAAAAGUACAUUAUUUCGUAUUUUUCUAACAUAAAAUUAUAGUAGCGUACGUACUCAAAACAUUACUAUCACCUUGUUGCGGAGUCGCUUAAACUUAUAUUUAAUAAAAUAGUGUUAUAUUAUCAUUGUGUGAUACCUGCCUACAAAUGCGUUACAAAUUUGAUUUGGGAACGUUUUAUUUUUGUAAUUUUUUGGUCGCCGGUUGUAUGGCAUACGGGUGUGGCCGAGAGGCACGGGGUUCGCACUCCCACGCCGCUCGACCGACACCCCUUUUACCGCAUAUAUUGACAUCAUUAUAUAAUCAUUAAUAAAAUAUAAUAUAUAAAUAAUAUGUGAUUGACAGUUUGUAUUAAUUAUGAAUGUUUAUAAUUUAAUUAUAUAGCCCCUCGCACCAAGUGCAUAUGUACAGUAGAACGCAUCAACGACUAAAUGUACAUAUAAUUAUAGAUGUUGUAUUUUCAAACGUUCGGUUUUACCCAAGGUAAAUGUUAUUUUGGAGUACGACGGCACCACCUUUUGUCUUUUAUACCGUCCAGUGAGAACUAAUUUUAUCGACAAUCGUUUACGAGACCCAGUCUAUUCGAUCGCGUAAAGAAGCUAUUGCACGUUACGAGUCCAACACGGUAGCGGCAAAACCACGGGAAACAGUACCUGGCGUAGUAUUAAAAUUAUAUAAAAUAUAUAGACGAAGUUCCGCGAAUAGUUGCGGCGGUUAUAAUGUCGGUGUUAAAGUUACAAACUACAAAAUCGACGUUAGUGCUCGUGUUAGCCGCAUAGAACAACGUUCAAGUAGUCCUCGCUGUUUUAAUAUUAAAUACCUAAUCGAUUUGUAUUUCUUUACGUAGACUGUAAACUUUGGUUGGUCUAUGAAUUGGUAGUGUGUAAUUUUAAAUUUCGUUUGUAUUAAAGUUUAUAAAAUGUGACAUGGCACAGAUAUGGAGCUGUUUAACCACACGCUCGUUAAAAUUAAAAAAAACGUCAGCGGUUAGUCUCAUUAAUUUUUGUCAUCCUUCUCUUUUCGACGAACGUCAAUAAGUGCGACAAAAGAUUUGAAAAUAUAAUUAUAUUUACACCGUGGGUUCCUUUUGGCACUUCGAAACAGUUUGUGAUGAAUUGAAUUAAGAAAACUCGUUGUCCACUUCAGCUUUAAGUAUUUAGUGCUUCAUCUUAUUUAAAUUCUGUAAUAUAGCUCGUUGGAGCGUCGUGCUAGGUAGUAGCCCGCCUUCGGCUUACGAUUAAUUUAGGGUUCCGCCCCCCGCCUGCCGCGCACCCCCAGAAUUACCAUCCCAUGUUACCAUUAUAUUAUACAGUAUUUAUAUAUUUGUACACAUUUUGUUAAUCGAUUUCGUAACAGUAUUAUUUUUUACCACUUUUCGCGCGGGGGGAGCGGCGCCGGCGGAGGGCGCCACACGAAGGCCACAUUAGCAUAGUAAAUUAACGAAUACGAAUGAUUCGAGUGGUUGUAUGCAAUUUUUAUAAAAUAUUUUCUUUAUCGAUCCGUCGGUACGAAAGUCGUUUUCACAAUCAUCAGUUAUAUUUAUUGCUAUUCUACUAACCCAAUAACGGCAGGAGAGUUAGUCGUGUGCCAUUAGUUAAGUGUUUGUACAGGGUUCGUAGGUGGCGGCACAGGCGCGGAACUUCACUCGCAUACUCGACAUCCGCUCGUUCAAAAUAAGACAAUAACGGCUAGUAAAGGUGCCCCUCCACGCGAUAUCUCGUCGCUCCGACCCUACCGUUCGCUCGGUUCAAUCGAUAGCUAUAUCCAUGCUUAUUAUACCUACUAUCUACUAGUAAGUCUAGGUUGUAAUAUACGUCGUAUGUUUUACGUUAGCGUCGGUGUAAGUAAUAUCUAUAUUUAUGAAUUACGAUAAGUAUUUUUAGAUGUUACACGAAAAUCUGUGUUCUUUGUAAGUGUAAAUUUUCAGUUCAUUAGAUCGUAUAAGCGACGGGGGCCGUCGGCGCAUCCGCCGUGACCGCCCGCGCCGCGUCCACAUCGACGUUACAAACUAUCACAGUACAUAUUACACUCGUGCAAUAUUUUGUAUUCAUUUUGAUCUGUAUUUAAGUGGAAUUGCAAUACGUCGUUACGUAAUAGCAGGGGCGAUACGUCGAUGUGGGGUCGGCGCGGACGCCCUAGUAGUGACGCAGCCCGCCCGCUCUUGGCUUCUGUUACUUCGCUCAGAUUCGUUCCCACGAUGCGCUCGCAUCUCCGCUCGCUCGUACGCGCCGGUCGGCCGGGUCGGAUCUCGAGCGGCCGGGCCGGGGGUCGCGACCCGGGUCGCGUCACACACAUUCCAAACUAACAGUGAUCGUGCGCUCGGUGACGCACGGUGACACGCGCUAUCGGCGACAAACGCGUUACACUAUGUAAGUUAACCACUUUGUUGUUCAUUAACGAUAAGUUAGAUUUUAAUCUCAGUCGAUGUUGUUUAUUUUAGUCUGUGUAUAGUAUUCUAUGGUUUUAAGUUUUGUGAGAACGUGAAUUUGAGCGAAUCUGCGGGCGCGAAGCCUGCGAAGGGUUCGCGUUAGUUGUAAAUUUUAAGUACCUAAGCGAUUAUUUCUGUUGCACCUAACUUUAAUUCGCGAGCCGUGUUAGUUAUAUUUUAUUAAUUGUACAUAUAGAUAGGGCGAGGUGAACAGUUUCGUUCGACCGGAACGGUCACCGUUGAAUCUACUCGGACGGGGCUGGCGAACUACCGAUGCGAUGUUGCAUUUGCUGUUGAUGAAUUUAAUAAAUCUAUCUGAUACCAUAGAUAUACGGCUAUUUAUGUGUUAAUGUUAGGGAGGGGGUGAGUCGUGUCGGGCGGGGGCCCCGCGGGGUUCGACGAUCGAAUAGCCGGGUUCCGACGCGGAGCUCCCGCUACACCCGGCCGCCGCUCGAGCUCUCGACCCGUUUUAUUGUUACUAAUAUUAAUAAUUAAUUAAUCGCAUUAUUUCAGCCGCUGAAGUGUUCCUACAUUAACUGAAGCUCCCUCGCACAUCACAUGAAGCAUCACUCGUUACGAUUAACGUGACCGCCUCGCCGUCAGUUCAGUUAAUGCAGGAGCACCUGUAAUGACCUACUGCAUAAUAUUAUGUGUCGUUACCUCACACUUCUGUUUCAUAUUUUUACUGGUUUAUUUAUAAAGGUCACGAAUUGUAAGUCAUGUUAGACCGCUACUUAGUACACGCGUGGCGGCGCGGUGUAUAUCGAGCCGGCGGCCUGUGUGCUCCGUCGCCCGUUAAUGUAGAAAUAAAUAAUAUUUUCGUUUA
Molecule: messenger RNA, 6308 nt
Organism: Aricia agestis (brown argus)
Lineage: Eukaryota; Metazoa; Arthropoda; Insecta; Lepidoptera; Lycaenidae
Gene: ftz-f1
Product: nuclear hormone receptor FTZ-F1
Exons: 8
Coding region: 330-2063 (577 amino acids)
Biological process (GO): regulation of transcription by RNA polymerase II; tissue development; hormone-mediated signaling pathway
Cellular component (GO): RNA polymerase II transcription regulator complex
Molecular function (GO): zinc ion binding; RNA polymerase II cis-regulatory region sequence-specific DNA binding; nuclear receptor activity
Source: RefSeq, a predicted model, not a curated record